Molecule: messenger RNA, 1031 nt
Organism: Nothoprocta perdicaria
Lineage: Eukaryota; Metazoa; Chordata; Aves; Tinamiformes; Tinamidae
Gene: SRR
Product: serine racemase
Exons: 7
Coding region: 1-951 (316 amino acids)
Biological process (GO): L-serine metabolic process; pyruvate biosynthetic process; D-serine biosynthetic process
Molecular function (GO): threonine racemase activity; magnesium ion binding; serine racemase activity
Source: RefSeq, a predicted model, not a curated record
AUGACAAGCCCAAGAGGACAGAACCGCAGCUCUUUGUCAGAGCACUCCAGGAAAUCACAGACAAAGCGCAGACGUGACCGAGCGGCCCAGACCCUUGGCCUGACUCCCUCAGGAGGCUUCAAGAUCCGCGGCGCGCUCAACGCCGUGCGCGCCCUCGUGGAGGCGGCCGCGCGCCCGCGCGCCCUCGUCACGCACAGCAGCGGCAACCACGGGCAGGCGCUGGCGUGCGCCGCGCGGGAGGAAGGGAUUCCCGCCUACGUUGUGGUGCCGCGCACGGCGCCGCGCUGCAAGGUGGCCGCCAUCGAGGGCUACGGGGCCACGGUGGUGCCGUGCGAGCCCAGCGACGAGUCCAGAGCGGAGACGGCGACGCGCGUGGCGCGCGAGACGGGCGGCGUGGUGGUGCAUCCCAACCAGGAGCCGGCGGUGAUCGCGGGGCAGGGCACCAUCGCGCUGGAGGUGCUGGAGCAGGUGCCCGAGGUGGACGCGCUGGUGGUGCCCGUCGGCGGCGGGGGGAUGCUCGCCGGGAUAGCGGUUGCUGUCAAGGCGUUGAGGCCAGACGUGAAAGUGUUUGCGGCUGAACCCUGCAACGCCGACGACUGCUACCAGUCCAAGCUGAGAGGGGAGCUGACCCCCAACCCGCACCCCCCGGACACCAUUGCCGACGCCGUUAAGACCAGCAUCGGACCAAACACCUGGCCCAUCAUUAGGGAUUUGGUUGACGAUGUCCUGACAGUCUCGGAGGAAGAAAUCAAGCAAGCAACGCGGCUGGUGUGGGAGAGGAUGAAGCUGCUCAUCGAGCCCACGGCGGGCGUGGGCGUCGCGGCCGUGCUCUCCGAGCGGUUCCGCACCGUCUCCCCGGACGUGAAGAACGUUUGUGUGGUGCUGUGCGGCGGCAACGUGGACCUGAGCGCCCUGGGCUGGCUCACAGACCUCCCUCCAGCAGCGGAGUGAGAACAGGCAGCGUCUCAGCGGCACAAACCCGACACCGGAUUUGUACAGCCUGCUUUGUGCACUAUUAAAAUAGAUGAGCA